AUGAAGAACCGUAAGAACUAGUUGUUGAAGAAUUAAAAUUUUAAAAAUAAAAAAUUAUAUGUGCCUUCCUAAUUAAUUAUACUAUUACAUAUCAUGUUAUAUUAGGUUUGAAUUAAUAAGAAAUUGAAGAUUCAACAAAAAAAUAUUAAAUAAUUAGAAACAUCAGAAAAUUAAGUGAAAUAAAAAAUAAAGUUAGAACCACCUAUUUCUACAGUCAGAGAAUUUAAAGAGGCUAAAUAUUUCGAAAAGGCAUCAACCGAAAUUGAAAGAACUGAAAUCUUAAAACUGUUGAAGAACAUACUAAAUAUCUUGAUAGUGAUAAUAAAAAAUAGUACAACCCAUUUCCAAUCUAGGAGGAUAAAUAAAAUUCUUUUUUCCAUAGAUCAAAAAGACCCAGAUGAUAUAUUCAUACGUAAAGAUGCACCUUUAUUAAUUUAAGAUUCAAUGUACCCACCACGCAGAAACAACAAUUUUAGCAUCCAAAAAUUUAGAUCUGCAAAUUGCAGCAGUAGCUGCUUACAUAAUAAUUGA
Molecule: messenger RNA, 531 nt
Organism: Paramecium sonneborni
Lineage: Eukaryota; Ciliophora; Oligohymenophorea; Peniculida; Parameciidae
Source: the annotation of a GenBank genome assembly